AUGUAUCAACAACCACCACCACCUCCUCCAAAUAAUAACAAAAAUAACAAUGUACCUGUUUAUCAAACAUAUUAUCCACAACAUUCACCAUGGUCCAGACUUGUUAUACGAUCAGAACAAAAUGGUCAAAUGGAAGGUUAUAGGCCACCAAGAGAAGACAUUAAUUCACCUGAUUUAUACAUACCAGCAAUGGCAUUUGUAACUUAUGUAUUAUUAACUGGAAUUGUUGCUGGAACUAAACACAAAUUUCAUCCUGAAGUUUUAGGAAUAAAUGCCACAACUGGAUUACUCUUGGUGAUAUUGGAGUUACUAUUUAUUAAAAUUGGUUGUUAUUUAUUGAAUAUUACUUCUGAAACACAAUUUUUAGAUUUUCUUUCAUAUUCUGGUUAUAAAUUUAUUGGGUCUCUUCGAUAUGUUGUUUUCCCAGAUUCAACAAAUACAGUUCAAGUUCCUCAACGAAAAAGAAGAAUUCAUUUCCUUUUUGUUGUUUCUGCUUUACAAAAUGUUAAAAAAGAAGAAAAAUCAAAAACCAUAUCCUCAAGUCCAUCAGAAAUGUCAGGAACAGAAACGGAGUUGUCCGUUGGUGAAUUUGUUCAAACCGCUAAAGUUGUUCUGCCUACGAAAGUAAAGAAGGCAAACCAAGCAAUUAAUAAAUGGGAUAUCAAAACUCUCAUUAAUUUUUUGCAAGGGCGAGAUUUAAAACUUAAUGAUAAACGUUUUAAAAUAAUCGACAAAGAACAGACUGUUGGUGUUAUUAAAGUAUGGAAUAAACUGGACUCCGCAUUCAAACCACCAGAUAACGACAAAGAGUUACAGCGGUGCAUAAAUCCAGAAUGGGAACAUAGGUCCAAUAACGAAGCCUUCAAAGACAUGGGCGACGAGGAAACAGGUUUAUACCAGACAAAUAAGAGAAAACGAAAAGUGAAUGAGGCAUUUGACGAAGAAUUGUAA
Entrophospora candida is the source of this 951-nucleotide messenger RNA. NCBI's taxonomy places the organism in Eukaryota, Fungi, Glomeromycota, Glomeromycetes, Entrophosporales, Entrophosporaceae. The record is from the annotation of a GenBank genome assembly.